AUGGCUCUCGUUGCAAACUCUCCAUCUGAGCAAAGUGAUCCUUUGCAACCCACGAAGAGCUGGCAAUUUGUAAACAUCAAUCGGCCCCACGAUGCCAAACUAGCCAGUGUUCGAAGGUUUGUCAGAUCGAAUGCAACAAAGCUGUUCAGGCGUAAACAAAGGAUCGAGGCCUUGGCUAAGCAUGCACCGGCUUUACGAGCUCGUUCACCAUGCCGACCGGCUCUCGAGUCUGAAGAAGUCCAAGAUGUAGACAAGCCAGAACAAUGGAAUGGCAAAGACAUAGUGACUCUACCGAGCGUCUUGCCAACUCAGGUCACUGUUCAAACCAGAGAGAUCGAGGAUUUGGACGAGCAGAGCCAAUGGCCGGCUCCUGAACAGCUUCCUCCUCCCCAGACAUUAAUGUCUUGCACGGAGGCUCCCGUUCAGCAGGAGGUGCCCAUCUGCCCGAUUCGCUUAGUCGAGCUACUAGAGGAUAUGCAGAAAGUCACUUCUCUUUCCCUAUAUCAAAUCGAUGAAAGUGUUCGUGGUGUCAGAAGAGGCAUUCCAGAUAUUGGACUCUCCGAACAAUGUCUCCAGGUUCUUUGCCAUCGUGUUCGUGAAAAGAAUGAUAUAUGCCGGGCUGUCAGUAUCAGGAAUAUGCCGGGAGUUGAUCCUCUUACCACAUUCAAUUCGAGCUCUAUCACGCCAAACCGAGAUGGAGCUAAUUCAAUUCUCAACCGGCCCAUGAAGAAUGAAAGGAGAUCUGGAAGCGAUGAAUGGCUUCCUCAUGCACUACAGCAUCCCGAUAUGUUCCUGGCAACCAUGAACUAUGCCACCGUGCACAUGGAUGCUAUUGCUGGGUCAUUCUGGCAUCCCGAAAAUAAGAAGGUCUUAAAACAGAAGUCAGCCCUCAUGAACCAAAUCAAUACAUGCUUGGGAGAUAAAACUUCGGCUUUGUCAGGGAAUACUAUCAGUGGAGUUGCAAUGUUGACUAUCUCAGAGAUUCUAGACUCGAAUUAUGAAAACGCACGAAUCCAUAUGUAUGCCUUGGAAAGAAUGCUGAGACUCUAUGGCGGCAUGAAAGAAGCAUGGUUUGGGAACAUCAUUCCUAUGUUCAUCUCAUGGCUCCACGUGGUGUAUUCCGUGUCAAUGUCUAAAGUGCCGAUCACAGCAAUCUCACCGUUGUGUCUCUUGGUCCGAGGGACUAUGGCCCCCACCGAGGGUUCGAUACUCGCCCUCGGUCUUCCCCCAGAUCUGACGGCAAAACUGUAUGUCUGCUGCAACAAUAUGCGACGUUUGACACUGCAAGUCGAAAAAUUACCACAGCCACGAAUCGCCUUUCUGCCAGGCUCGCUACAACAACUCAAAGCCAGCACCAAAGAAAAGCUCCUGUCUCUCACUCCUUUGACAAGGACAAUUACGCAGAUGAAGCAACUGCAUUAUGUGAGUGAAGCCUUACGACUCUCCUGCCUUACCUACUUGGAACUUCUUCCAUAUCCGUCAGAAGAAGUUUGUGAGAGGCUUGAAGAUAUAAAAUACGAGUUCAUGGCACUCCUCAACCAACAGGAGCAUACCAGUCAGCGGCCUUCUGAACCUGAAAGAGAACCUGAAGACCCUGUCUUGGUAGUGUGGACCAUUUUCACUGUCGGUCAAUUGGCCUCCAAAGAUGAGGAAGAGAGCUGGUUUGCUAGACGGGUCGCAGCCUGCGCACUGCCGUUCAAGAUCAAGACAUGGGAGGUGAUGUUCUCGGAGCUCAGAUUCAUUUGCUGGUCGGAGCUGCUUCACACCGCAAAGACACAAAGGAUUUGGAACAAGGCUCUCGAAAUCAACGAAGCGUACGAGACAGCUGCACGUGAAAAGUCUGCAGAGGCAUCUGGCUCAUAG
Molecule: messenger RNA, 1863 nt
Organism: Bacidia gigantensis
Lineage: Eukaryota; Fungi; Ascomycota; Lecanoromycetes; Lecanorales; Ramalinaceae
Exons: 4
Coding region: 1-1863 (620 amino acids)
Source: RefSeq, a predicted model, not a curated record